UUUCCGCGAACACGCGCGGCGGCCGCUCCGCACGGGCGGCAGCUCCGCACAGCCGGCCCGGCCCGGCCCGGCCCCCCGCCCGGCCCCGGAGGGCUCCGCUCCCCUCCCCUCCCCCGGCGGGCGGUGCUGACAUCAACGCGGCCGUUAUGGACACUUCUAUUUAUACCUUUUUUUUUUUUUCCGCGUGGCUGCUAUCGGAAGAGUGAUGUGAACACAAUACGAUUCCAGGAAUCCCUCACUUCCUGGAACAGAUUAAAAGGGGCAAACAAAAGAUUACUUAGUAGGUUGGGUUUUUUUUUCUCGGAGCUUCAUUAGUCCUGGAGUCAGUGAACAGGCAGGUUGCUGCUCUGCCGGCUCUCCUCCCCCAGACAUUCGGGGAAAUAUUAUUUAUUGGUAUCUAUUUAUUAUUAUUUCACAGUGCUCUGAAUAUUUUUUUCGAAAAGAUUGCUCUGGCAGAAGAUUACUUCCUCUUAAAAUAUAUAUAAUUUCCCUUUUCUCUGGUUAUUUUUAAAACUUUUUUUGUUGUUGCUGCUGUUUUCUGAAAAGCAGAACAAGAAUACAUGCUUUUCUAAGGCACUGGGAGCGCACGCAUUUUCCAGGCUGAAGUUGCUAAACAAUCUGCAAAGUCUCUUGGACAGUCCGAUUUGCCUUUGUGUCUGAACCACAACCCACUGCGGAAGGGGUUUGCUGGGACUCUCCAGCCUUCUGGUACCGUGAAUCCCGAACUAGAGGCUGGAACUUGCUCGAUUCUGGGAAGCAGAGAAAAAGGAGACGAGAAGAGAAAAAGAGAAGAGCAGAAAGCAUUUCACGCUUUCUUGAAGACUUAAUGCUUUUCCCUUGGUCCAGGAGUGACAUGAUCCUCUGUGUUCAGGGACCUCAUCCUUUGCUGGCAGAGGAGAAGAUCAGGAGACUGUCGCUCAGGGAGCUUGCGGUGGAUCUGUCGGAGCCGAUCAUGCAGCCUCUCCCCGUCACAGCCUUCCAGGAGGAGUCCACACCUGCCUUUGCAGCACCAGUUCCAGACAGCAACCCACCUCAGACACGAGACCCUGAAGAAGACCUUGUCUGCAUUGCAAAAACCUUCUCCUAUCUGCGGGAAUCUGGUUGGUACUGGGGAUCCAUCACUGCCAGUGAGGCCAAGCAGCAUCUCCAAAAGAUGCCUGAGGGCACCUUCCUGGUACGGGACAGCACCCACCCCAGCUACCUGUUCACACUUUCUGUCAAGACCAAUCGAGGUCCCACCAACGUGCGCAUCGAAUACACUGACAGCAAGUUCCGGCUGGACUCAAACUACUUGUCCAAACCUCGCAUCCUGGCCUUCCCAGACGUGGUCAGUCUCAUCCAGCAUUAUGUCAUGUCCUGCACAAUGGAAAGCAAGAAUGAGGCUCCUUACCCGCCUCCGUCUCCUCUACCUCCCAUGCAAAAAGAGAUGGCAGCAGCUGCAGUACACUUGAAACUCAUCCGGCCACUCAGCCGCAAAGACAACAUCCCCAGCCUACAGCACCUGUGCCGGCUGCGGAUUAACAAGUCCACAGCCGACGUGGACCAGCUCCCUCUGCCCAGGCGGAUGGGGGACUAUUUGAAGCAAUACCCUUUCCAGCUCUGAGGCACGGCCGUUGUAUCUCAGGCACGACAGACAGGGACAGAAAUGAGGGAACUUCAUGUCUUUGUCCCGCUAAAGCGUGGCUCAGCUGGGCACAGUAAAGACCUGAUUAUCAGCAGAGACUGCAUCCACCUUUCCUCUCCCCAUCUCUCCAAAUCCAUUCCAGCACCAGGGAGGAGUUGGUUGUUUCAGUGAACAACGGGACACGAUCUGAGCUCUGAACCUCAGGCCGCGCCGACAGUGGCUGUGAGAAAGUGCUGUAGGCAUGUGCACACUACUUGAAUUUCAGAGUUGCUGUGACACCGGAAAUGUUAACAUUGUUAUUUUCGCUAUUUAUUUCCAUGGCAGUUUCUCUCCUCAUGGUAUUUUAAAGCACCUUUUAGUUUUUUAUUUGUUUGUUUCUUUUUCUUUUGUGGAAUUAGAAAUAGAAAAAAGUCUCCCAGCCAAGCAGCAGCCAAAAGUCUGUGGGAAUUUGGAUGUGGAUUCACAUCCAAAUAGUACCUGUUUGAGCCUGUCCCUGUAGCAGGUCACAGGAAUCCACAUCCAAGCUCCGCCAGACUUCUGGAGUACGUGGGACUCAGAUGACUGUAUCUAGACCCACCUCUACAGAGGUAAAGAAAGAGUAUUUUUUUUUCUUCCUUAGCUACAGGGGGCUGGGAAUCAUAACCUCAAAAGCAGCUUGCACAUCUCCCAAAGAUGCAUGCUGUGCCACAGGUUGCAGACAGGAGACUUCUGUGAGGAAGCCCUUCUUUCUUGAGAGCUCUAAGCAGAGAUUCUGGAUACUGAGCUUGGGCCAGGGAGCACUCAUCCCAUUUUUUUUCACCUUCUCCAAAGCAAGUUUGUGACAAAACAUUUAGAAAUAAGUAAUCAGAAACCCAGCUUUCUUAUUUGCAGGCAGAGGCAUUCCGUUUCAGAGCACUCUACAUAUGGCUUGCAUUUUGAAAGUGCUUUUCCCUGACAUUGCCCUUGUCUUGUGAGAUGUGGGGCAAUGUCAGGGGUCUCCUUGACCAGAGGUUCGGAGACAGCUCUGCUGAGCUGCAAGGACAGACACAGCUUCAGGAUAUUUAUUUAUUUAUUUACGUCUGGGGGGUAACCAGUUGGAAGCACCUCAGUACGAGAGCUGUCCCUCCCCUCUGCUGACACAAUGCCAAAUCAAUGCCAAAUGGCCAGUUGCUCUGCAUCUGCCAGAAUUAUUCACAAGCCACGUGGCUUCAAUCAGAGCCAGGCUCUAGCACACUGGAAACCACAAUUCAACUUCUCUGUUUGCCAAAGCCCAGACCUCUGCUGUCCCUUUCUCUGACUUGCAUGUUUGUUAUCUUUGACUUUUUGCUCUGGGUUUACCUCUUGCACCCCAUCCCUUUCCCACCCCUGCAAAUGAAGCACAAUGGCUCUCCCUUGCUCUUCUGCAGGUAGAAGGGACAAACAGCAGCCGGGAUCCUUCCCAAGCCAAGCACAGAGAAGCUGCCCUUUGCUCUUUGUUCGCAUGAUCCCAUCACCUUCUCAGUCCGUGGCAGCCAGUCCAUGCCACCGAGAGAGUAGACAAGGGAACAGAGAGGUCUAGAGAAAUUAUCUUUUGCCUUCUUUUGCCCCUAAGACCCUAUAACUUGAUCAAGCAUGAACCAAUGUUAAGGAUUCCUUGUUCAUCCCUCCUUGGGACUGUCUCUCUAAGGCUCUGUAAACUGGAAGAGACAAAUCCCAGCUCUACCUGAGGGUUGAGAGAGGAGAUGGAAAAGGAUGGGAUGGUGAUGCAGGAGACAAGCUCAAAAAAUUGGUGGAGUUUCUUCCGCCCUCUUAAAGCUGCCCAAAGGGACAAGAUGGCCUGAUGUGCUUAGUCAGUGUCCUUUCUUCUUUUUUAUUUUUCUCUCCACAUUUAUACACGUUAGUGCUCUUGCAAGCUUUGUUUUUGAUACUUUGAUGAUUGACAGCAUGCACGUGUGAUGUCAGGUUUGCUUUUUAUUAUAUCCUUCCCCCUUGCCUCACAUGGCAGCAACUGAGGGAAGGUACUGAACGAGAAUGAAAACUUAGAAGACAAAACAAAAAAAACCUUGUUUUUUUUUUAAAUAACAUAAACCACAUACCACUGAAAAGGCUUCCUUUGAUCCAAACACCUCUAUCCGCCUGAGGACACUGGGAACAAGGAAACCACAGCUCUUCAAGGAGCAGCAGUGAUCUCAGGAAGCCCACAUGGCUUGGCCACAGGCUUGGUAUCUACAGCGUGUAAAAUCUCAGAGAAAUGUACAGUGGAAAGGACGAGCUGUUCAGCUCUCUGAAACUUGCCUCCUACUUGAUCUUUUCUCUGUUGGGGGUAAUGAGAAAAUCAAGCUUGCAGGUUUGACCUUGUUGCCCCAGGAGAGCCCAGCUAAAAUGGGAGAAGCAUGUUCCGAGAAGGAAAGCCUGGUUAAUCCCCAGCAGGACAAUGAGAGGCUAAGCUGAAGGCUGUAAGCUUAUAUGGGCAGGGACCAUGUCUGUUGUUUGUUCCGCAUCUAGCACAAUAGGGUUCUCUAGGUGCUACUGCAAUACAAAGAAUAAACAAUACAGUUACUCCAAAAAGUCAGUUUCUUCUGUCUUGAGACCGUUUGUUAAAAAUCAUUUGACUUGGAUUUUAAAUAAACAUUUGAAAUAUAUUUUAAAACCA
Molecule: messenger RNA, 4235 nt
Organism: Columba livia (rock pigeon)
Lineage: Eukaryota; Metazoa; Chordata; Aves; Columbiformes; Columbidae
Gene: CISH
Product: cytokine inducible SH2 containing protein
Exons: 3
Coding region: 827-1603 (258 amino acids)
Biological process (GO): intracellular signal transduction; phosphatidylinositol phosphate biosynthetic process
Cellular component (GO): phosphatidylinositol 3-kinase complex
Molecular function (GO): 1-phosphatidylinositol-3-kinase regulator activity
Source: RefSeq, a predicted model, not a curated record